AUGGUCGCUCCGUUCAGAGAAACAAGCGCUCAAGCACACGAACAAGUCGCGCAAAAUGGUGGUACUCUUCAUCGGUACUUAAUUUGUCAAAUCAUCUACCCUGCAACUUCCCGAGUCAUGCGGCGGAUGAAUUGUAAGGAAGAACGCGCUGGUUAG
Molecule: messenger RNA, 156 nt
Organism: Dacryopinax primogenitus
Lineage: Eukaryota; Fungi; Basidiomycota; Dacrymycetes; Dacrymycetales; Dacrymycetaceae
Exons: 2
Coding region: 1-156 (51 amino acids)
Source: RefSeq, a predicted model, not a curated record